AUGGCGGCUUCAGGAGAGAGAGGGACUUUGGGCGGCGGAGGCAGCACGGAGGAAGCAUUUAUGACCUUCUACAGUGAGGUGAAACAAAUAGAGAAGAAAGACUUGGUUCUAACAUCCAAAAAUCAGACUGAAAGACUGACCAGUCCUAGUUCCUCUUACUUCAAUUUGAACCCAUUUGAGGUUCUUCAGAUAGAUCCUGAAGUUACAGAUGAAGAAAUAAAAAAGAGGUUUCGGCAGUUAUCCAUCUUGGUGCAUGCUAACAAAAAUCAAGAUGAUGCUGACAGAGCACAAAAGGCUUUUGAAGCUGUGGACAAAGCUUACAAGUUGCUACCGGAUCAGGAGCAAAAGAAGAGGGCCCUGGAUGUAAUUCAGGCAGGAAAAGAAUACAUGGGACACACUGUGAAAGAGCGAGAAAAACAAUUAAAGAAGGAAGGAAAACCUACGAUUGUAGAGGAGGGUGAUCCUGAGCUGUUCAAACAAGCUGUAUAUAAACAGACAAUGAAACUCUUUGCUCAGCUGGAAAUUAAAAGGAAAGAGAGAGAAGCCAAAGAGAUGCAUGAAAGGAAACGACAAAGGGAAGAAGCUAUUGAAGCUCAAGAAAAAGUCAAACGAGAAAGAGAGUGGCAGAAAAACUUUGAGGAAAGUCGAGAUGGUGGUGUGGACAGCUGGCGAAACUUCCAAGCCAAUACAAAGGGGAAGAAAGAGAAGAAAAAUCGGACCUUCCUGAGACCACCGAAAGUAAAAAUGGAGCAGCGUGAGUGA
This is a messenger RNA of Mandrillus leucophaeus (drill), 762 nucleotides long. Its product is annotated as dnaJ homolog subfamily C member 8-like. The transcript has 4 exons. Gene Ontology annotation, cellular component: nucleus. The record is from RefSeq and is a predicted model, not a curated record. NCBI's taxonomy places the organism in Eukaryota, Metazoa, Chordata, Mammalia, Primates, Cercopithecidae. The coding region runs from base 1 to 762 and encodes 253 amino acids.